AUGGCUGUACUGAGGUAUUUUCAUACUGCUCUAGUUAUAAGAGGCACAUACUGGCCAAACACGCCCAUAAAGUUAAACAACCAACCUCACUUCAUUGAGUCUAUCUUACUCUAUGCAUCAGUAAUGAACUCUUCAUGGAAGGAGCAGUUGGGCGUGUCAUGUACAAGAUGUGAAUACCCUGUCGACAGUUAUUCUUUGUUUACAGAAGAGAAGAAGGCUUUGGCAUUCUACACAUUGCCACUACUUCUUGGUGCAAAGUCAAAGGGUGGACAAGUGGGUGGAUGUUUUGGUAUGACCAUGGAGGCAUUCAUUGACCUGCAACCGGCAAUCACCAACAUUGAAGGCUACUUGAAGGGUAUUGACGGAUUGGAGAGACCGCAGCCAUUUGUUCUUGCUCUAGUUGGUAAGAACAAACUGUUACCAUCGCAGGUGUUCACAGUAAUGGAACGCCGAGCAAUUGAGGCGCCGAGUCUACUCAAAGGAAUUGACAUGGCCUUUAAGGCACAUUAUGUAUUUAAUGUGUCUUACCAGCAAAAGGUAAAAGCUGUUUGGGAGUUUCUUCAGUGUGUGAUUUAUGAACUUCCAGGAAAAGUCAGGCCUGCAGUGCGAGACAUGCGUGCCUACCUAAUGGAAGCAGCAAGAAAAGGCAUUAGAUAGAUAGAUUGUUGGACAGACUAUAUUGGUCAGGCCAGUGUCAUUUUCUACACCAGACCUCUUGACACCGUUUUUAAUAAAGUUAAAAUUCUUCUUGUUCUCAUGUUACAAAGUUUUACAUUAUUUUGUAAAAGGUGGUGUGUUCCCCCCCCCCCAUUUCCGAAAACGGGUUUUCUAAAAGAAAGAAAACAAUAAUUAAAUUCACACACAAAAAUUAAUCCAUACAAAUCUUCAGCAAACUUGGUGUUCAUUUGUUUUCAAUCAGCUAAUUACUAUUUCUUCUUUAUCAGUCAUCUUGUGGACUUUUAUAUUGUGCGAAUUUCAAUUGUUGCAAUUGAAACUGUUGCAUUUUCAAAUACAGUUCACUCAAAGAUUGCAAUGUUUUAGAUGCAAACAUUUCUCAUCCGUAUUGGUACAACACCUUUGUAAAAAUUCAGAUUUAAACUAAAAUUACCAAAGCCAUAAUAUUAUACCUUUAAUUCAUUACUUUUGUUAUAUAAAGAGUUCUCCAAAGCUGUGAGCAGUUCAACUUAAUAAAUUGUCAGCACAUUUGUUUGUGUCUGUACAAUAACAUUGUACUUUCACUGAGCUUUUAAACAACUAAGCACUUGAGAAAAUCACAGGAUAUUUUGUUAGUCCACUUUGAAUUUUGGAACAGUGCAGCCAUAUUUUGCCUGCCCUGAGCAUAUUCACCCUCUUGGAAAAGAUAGCACAAAAUUUCAAAUCAUGGAGAGGGCUACAAGGUUAUUUGCCAUUUGAGCCUCAGUUUGGUUACAUUACUUUGAAAAGAAGAACAACAAGAUGGCUGCACCAUGAUAAAACUUUAUAGUUAUAUUAAUUAGCUGCAACCAUUAUUUUUUACAUGUACACUCAUUGAUCACAAUCCAUACCAUUGUUAUAUUUACAUAGAAGCGUUUUGUAUAAAGCAGCACUUAGUUGUUUUUAAAGAACUACCUCAAGCUCCAUGUAAAUUCAUCAAUUUACUUUUUUUACUAUAACUAAAAUUCACAUCUAAAAAAAUUAAUCAUUUUCAGGAAUAUUUCUCUAAAUGCCACAACUGCCUCGUUAAGCAAAUACAGGGUUGGUGCAGUUGGUAAUCUAAACAUGAAAUAAUCCGAGGUAUUUUUGUCUUUCCUCUUUUUGCAAACCCAAUGUGGUCUGUGUAGUUAAGUAAAACAAGUUUUAUCACGUUUAAGUGUUUUAAAAAAUAGUGUUUUAAUCGUGAUAUGCAAUAUAUAUAUAUAUAUAAACCUAUAUUUUAUUUUUGUGUACUAUUCAUGCUGAUUAUGUCUGCUAAAUUAAAGAAUCACCUUGAUGUUGAUGUGAUAUGUUUGCCAGGAUUAAACAAAAUAUACAAAUAUCAAUAAUUUAUAAAAAUGUGUUUAUCUUUCUCUUUGUAAUCAAUAUUUAGGAAACACAGUGCCCAUGAGUUAGCUACAUCAGUUUACAAACAAGUAGUUAACGCCCCCUCCCCCCCCCCGAUGGGAAAA
This is a messenger RNA of Asterias rubens (European starfish), 2144 nucleotides long. RefSeq lists its product as uncharacterized. Lineage: Eukaryota; Metazoa; Echinodermata; Asteroidea; Forcipulatida; Asteriidae. The transcript has 3 exons. The record is from RefSeq and is a predicted model, not a curated record. The coding region runs from base 1 to 657 and encodes 218 amino acids.